Molecule: messenger RNA, 1992 nt
Organism: Acinonyx jubatus (cheetah)
Lineage: Eukaryota; Metazoa; Chordata; Mammalia; Carnivora; Felidae
Gene: GLIPR2
Product: GLI pathogenesis related 2
Exons: 5
Coding region: 143-607 (154 amino acids)
Cellular component (GO): extracellular region
Source: RefSeq, a predicted model, not a curated record
UUAUAAGGCGGGGGCCGGGCGGCGCCGGGGGAGGGGCUGCGGCCGCCGGGCCACCUCCGAGGCUCUCCAGCGGCGCGGGGAGGGCGAGAGAGCGCAGCGCAGCGCAGCGGCAGCUGGAGCCGGGGAGCGCGCCGAGCGGGCCAUGGGCAAGUCAGCUUCCAAGCAGUUUAAUAAUGAGGUCCUGAAGGCCCACAACGAGUACCGGCAGCAGCACGGCGUCCCCCCACUGAAGCUCUGCAAGAAACUCAACCGGGAGGCCCAGCAGUAUUCGGAGGCCCUGGCCAGCACGAGGAUCCUCAAGCACAGCCCGGAGUCCAGUCGCGGCCAGUGCGGAGAGAACCUGGCAUGGGCCUCCUACGAUCAGACAGGAAAGGAGGUGGCUGAUAGAUGGUACAGUGAAAUCAAGAACUACAACUUCCAGCAGCCCGGCUUCACUUCUGGGACUGGACACUUCACGGCCAUGGUGUGGAAGAAUACGAAGAAGAUGGGAGUGGGGAAGGCAUCUGCAAGCGACGGGUCUUCCUUCGUGGUGGCCCGAUACUUCCCGGCAGGGAAUGUCGUCAACCAGGGCUUCUUUGAAGAAAAUGUCCUGCCUCCAAAGAAGUAAUUCAUUAAACGUAAUGGGAAGGUGGCAGACUGAGCGUGGAUACGAAGUUCCUAGAACAACAAAAACUCAGCGGUGUGUCUGUCCCUGUGGGUGUACGCGCUUGGUGUGUGUGUGAUGCAUGUGUGAGUGUCUCUUGCACCACACGCUUGGAUAUACGGUUAUGCAUGAACUUAUUCUUAUCAAAGGAAGGAGCCAAUGAAGCCUUUAUCCUAAUGGUUACCUAGACCACAAUAAUUUGGACUUCAGGGGGAAAAAAUCAACUUUAAAACGUUUGGUUGGUUUUUGUUUUUUAAGCAAACUUUUUUUUGUAUAUUUCUUAUAAUAUCCAUCCCUGGUCUUUUUCUAUUCCAAAUGUUUGCGAUGCUUAGAAGUGGAGUUCAUUUUGUGUGAUCUUCUUGCAUUGUAAUCUACUUUUGGUAGAUACUUAGGAAUAUUAAACUCGCGUGUAAAUGUAACAUAAAACAGCUUUAAACACAUAAACAUAAAGCAGCUUCCAUUGGAAACAUGGGGCGGGCAGCAACUCCAUUUCACAGCAUCGUUGGGAUUUCUCCGUUGUAAGACAUGAUGUCAUCUGCUUGCCUCCUGGAAUUCUCUGAUGGGAAUGCCAAAGAACAAAUGGAGAGAAAAUUUUACUUCCUCGCAUUUUCUACCUUUAAAUAGCAAACUAGCGCCACUACCACCACCCUUGCCCCCUCCCACCUUUUUUCUUAAAACCCUCUGGCAUUGAAGAGCUCAGUAUGUGCCUUCUGGUUUCUAAGGCCUUGGGUCAGGCCCGAAGCUGCCCCCUCCCCCACCCCGGCCAGGUGGCCCAGGGCCUGUUCUGGGAGAAAGCCCCUCACAAGGCCUGGGCUCGCGGCCAAGCAUCCAACAGAUGAAGUCAGUGUGCGUGGGGGUGAGUGUGAGCUCACCAGGGCCCCCAGAGGAAGCCCUCCAGCCUCUGCCCUCCCCUCACACACAGGGCGGGAGCCGGGCCUGUUCCUGGCGGCUGUGGCUGCAGCUGUGCUGGCGGCCCCUCCAGGAAUGUGUGACAGGCCCAAGCGUUCCAGGGAGAUAUCCCGGGUGGGGGGUUAGAAUCGCCAAUUGGCUUCUGUGUUUUGCCUCAAACUACACAAAGUUCCCCUGAAUAACAAUUUCACAUGGUCCAUGUGGGAAGAACCAACCCAGAUGCCAGGCUGAGUGGCGUGAAACUGGCAUCUCGAGUCCUAAGAUAGCAAGGGUGGGAGUUGGAAGGCUGCCGGCUUAAAGACAGAUGUCUGAGCAGGCCAGUCAGGAAACGUGCUUCCUGAAGGUCUGUGUUACACUGUGAACGCAGCCUCAUGCUGUGCCCUUCGUUUCACCCAGGGAUGUUGACUAAGACAACAAUAAAAUCUUUUUCUUUGGUGUAA